ACAAAUUCGGAAAGUGACAGCUGAGUUGGUGGGAUGUCGACUACUCCUAAAGAUGGUGAGUCGGAAAUCCUCGAGGUUUUUGAAGAAUGCCAACUUAAUAAUUUGUCACACGAUCGCUUAUGUGUAAAACUGAAAAAUAUUUACGACAAUACACGGUUUACACACUUCGCUGAUGAUUUCUUUGAGCUCUGCCGUUACAGUUUAGUAUCCAGUGAACGGUCAUCCUAUCGCGAAAGGACAAUUGAUUUCAUCACAAAGUUUGCUCUGUUUUGUGGAAAAUCAGAUGAUAGUAGUCAAGAUACACUGAAUAACCGUUUAUUGUUAAAACUUUUCUUAUUUUGUAUUAAGUACAACGAAUGUCCGAAUCCUGCAGUAAGAUUUCGAUGUAUGCAGAUUAUUCACAAACUAUUGGAUGGGAUUGGAGACAAUGGAAUAAUGCCUGAAGAAUUGUACAGGACGUUGCAAAGUAUAUUACUUCGUCGUGUCUAUGAUACAAAGGUGUCGGUGCGAGUUGAAGCAAUCCAAGCACUUUCUCGUAUGCAAGAUCCUACUGAUGCAGAGUGUCCUGUAGUAGAGGCAUUUAUUUGGCUCACACGACACGAUCCUACUGCAGAGGUUCGGCGUGCGGCAUUAGCAGCAAUGGUUCUGACUACUCGAACAUUACCAAGUCUAGUUGAACGAUGUCGUGAUCUUGCUGACAAUGUACGUCGGGCUGCCUACAAACUGUUAGCAUCUCGAGGUAUUUUACGACCACUAUCGAUCGCAAAACGUAUCCGUAUCUUACAAGAUGGAUUAUCCGAUAGAUCGGAGGAGGUUCGUAAAGCAACUAAAGAACUAGUUUUAGCAUGGUUUAAUGGAACUAAUCGAGAUCCAGUACUACUGUUACGACGUUUAGACCCAGAAGGUGAUCCUAGUACGAGUCAAAAAGCUUUAGAUAGUCUAUUUGAAAUGUUACCACUAGACGAUCUGUUGAAAGUUGUCCAAGAAUGGUCUACAAAUUAUUUAAAUUCUGAUCGAAUACUUAAAUCCGAUUGUCUUACACCGGAAGCAACAUUUUUCUGGAGAGCAUUGGUGGAAUUUAUUCAUAAGAGACUAACUAAUGUAGAUGACACAACGACAAUAACAAUAAAAUCAGCUGUACACCUUGAGCAUGAAGAAGAAGAUGAAGAAAACAACCCUUUACAACGAUUAGCUGAUCUAGUUCAACCGUCUGUUAGUGUUUACGUUGACUUAGCUAAAAGUGUUGUGGAUAAACUUGUUCAAACUGUUCUUGCUCAAGAGUUUGAUGAAAAAGCAAUUGAACAAGAAUGUGUUGUUGAACAAAUUUUAUCAAUGGCAGGAUCACUUGAUUUAAGUGAUGAAUUUGGUCGAAGACGUUUAGUAUCACUAGUUCAUGAUUGGAUAACUAGUCAACAAGUUUCGGGUACUUUAGCUCCUCAAUUAUUAAAAUUACAUGCUAUUUUAGAACCAAGUCUGCGACGUCGUAUAAAUAGUGUAAUUGAAAUGAUUAGUGAACUUUGUGAUCCAGUAGAACCACAAAACUCAUUGAAAAGUGCAAUAUCUGUUCCAGUUGAGUCUAAUGAAAAUUGUUGUUUGACAAAAGAAACAGAAUGUACAAAUCUACAACCUGCCUUGUCAAAAAAGAAAGAGAUCAGUAUUCGUUUAAAAAUUGCUAGUCUUGAAGUUCGUAUGAAUGAACUUAAUGAAGCAUUACAUGAUUGUGUAUCACGUAAAGAAUUUGAACGUGCAACUGAACUUCGUGAUGCUUGUAAUAAAUUAGAUGUAGAACGUACAGAAUUAUUACAAGAAUUACGUGGAAAUAUUGGAAUAUCAACAGAUAAACCUCCUGUUUCGCUGUCACCAGGAUCUGAUGAACAGAUUAAGAAUGAAAAUAGAGAAGAUCUAAACACUGAAAACCCCGAUGGAGGUACAAAUAAUGAUAAAAAUGAUGGAGAUGAUGAUAACGAAGCGGAUGCAGUUGAAGAUGCAACACAAAGCCUUAUUAAACGUUGUUCAUCAUCUGUAUUAUUUAAGGCAAACAGAAUGGCUGCUUUAAUUAUACAACAAUCUCCUACUCUGUGGAGUUUGCCAGCUUCAUUACGUUCACUAUUGGACAGCUUAAUAUUGCCAAGUAUGCAACAUCCAGAUGUUGCUGUUCGUAAUCAAGCGAUAUUAGCUUUGGGUCUUUGUUGUACAAUGGACUUACCAUUAACAUUACAAUAUAUUCAUGUGUUUUACUCAGCUAUGCGUGUGGAUCAUUUGAUGAUUAGUGAAACAGCACUAGGUUGUAUUAUUGAUUGUUUGCUUAUUUAUGGGUUUCGUCCAUUUCAUGAUGCUAAUAUUAAUCCAAAUAGUCGAUUAGUGCCAACUGAUACUAUUAUCGUUGAUGAAGAUGAUGACGAUGAAGAAGAACAGAAUAUCAAAGCAUCUAAACAUGAUUAUGCUGUACUAACACGACAAACUUCACAAGAUUCUACCGAUCAGUCUCAUAGUUAUCCACAGGGUAUGUUAGUUCGAUGUGAUGAAAUGUCCAAAACAGCUUAUCGUUUAUUAAAACCGAUCACUUCACUUUUGGAAAAAGAGUCUGAUGAUGGAUUACGUUCAACUGGUGCACUUGGUCUUGCCAAAUUAUUAAUUUAUGAUCGUAUUGUUUCAAGUCAUAUACUUAGUCUAUUAUUAUUGUUAUGGUUUAAUCCAAGUAGUGAAGAGAGUCCACAACUUCGUCGUGGUUUAGCAUAUUUCUUUGCAGAUUAUGCUUGUGCUAAUGGUGUUGGAAUGGAUGCAUUUGAACAUCAAUCUGCACUCACUAAUGCUGUUUUGCCUACAUUAACUACAUUGAUUCGUGCACCUGCCUCUUCACCUUUAUCUGAAGUUGAACCAAAUGAUGUGGCUAGUUUAUUAGCUCGUUUAACUGAUACUACUCAUUUGAAAAGUCGAUCAGAGGGUAAAAAUUCAACCACUAAUCAAGAAGGAAAAGAUAUUAUCAAUAAUGAUAAUGAAGAUUCCCGUCCAAGUUCAAACAAAUCAAAAAUAAUAUCAUCAACUGGACAAAUUGAUGAAAAAAUUGUAAAUUUUUUUUUAUAUUUCAUAACCCAAUCGACUAAUUCCCUCUUCUUAGUAUUUGAAUAGCUUUAUUUGCCUCAAAUUUCACAUUAGUAAUUUAUAGUAAUUCAUAUUGGGAUAGUGGAGAAGAUUUGUAGUUCAGGUGGAUGGUUUGGUCGUGGAGCUUACGAUGAAAGCUCCACGAUCAAACCAUCCAGCUCAGAGAACAAAACUCCACCAAAAUACAUAUUGGGUUUGUGCUUACUAAUCACUAUCAUCGUUUUACACUUUGUAUUAGCGUUAAAUCCUGGGAAGAGUAUUUAUAGAGUUAAUACAAUCAAUCAAAAUAGUUUAUGAAUUUGAUCUCAACUUACUGCUAUUUCUUUCAUCUUUCAUGAGUAAAUUGAAUUUUUCAAGUUGCCUGGAUAACUAACUGUCAAUUAAAUUAAAAUGUAAAUGUGUUACUUUUUCGUAAACUUUUCAUUAUGCACACUACAAAUCGAUCAACUUUUAACAACGAACCUUAUAUCAAAUACUAUGAUAUGGUUAUUUUUGCCCUGUAAAAUUCAUCUAAAAUACCGAUCAUGUAUUCAAUGAUGUACGAAGUACACACUUUUAUCAUUGAUGUAUGCGUUCCAUGUUUUUUGAUACCCUAUAUUAGCAUAUCCAUUCUUCAAUGGUUAAAGAUCUAACAAGACUCUGAAUCGAUCAUAAAAGCAAUCGAAGAUGUAUUCGUUCUUUAACAUGUCACAAGACUCUGAGUUCUGACAUUAUUUCCUAAUUACUAUCGCUCUAAUCAAUUACGUUUUCCAAAUACUAUUGACUGUAAUUGGUGCUAUGGUUAUUUAGAAAUACUACUGACACUAUUAUACAAGGUUGCAUUCUAUUACCUCAAUGGUUAUCAUGUUUUACAUUCCUACAACGUGUAACAAUUAUUACUUUAUUAUACUUUUUGUUGUUGGAGUUGUUGUGAUCUCCGAGUUGGAUGGAUUGGUUGUUUAGCUUUCAAUACCCUUCUGAACAAUAUCAUCAGCACAUACCUCGAAAAGAAGUGAGCCGUUAGGAUCUGUCAACAACUGACUAGCAGGUCGCGUUGGUUUUUUCAAUCAGUCAGCCAUAUACAACGUAGGACCUGGCAAAUAUGUACAUCGGUUCAAGUUGUCACAUCACAUUAUCACAGACAAAAUCGUUUCGAGACAAAUCCUACAAUAGCAAAAGUGGUAAAAGUCUUAGGGGUUUCAGGAAUGAACAAAGAUAUAAAUAGAUAGAGAGUGUAAUUCCUCCAUGGCGAACGAUCCUGAUCCGUGUUCUUCAAAGUUUCUAUUUAUUGGUAAGAACUAUGACGCAGACCACAAACAGGUAGUUUACACCUAUUCACAUGGCUCGGUUCAAUUGCUAAUGACUGUAGACUAGUGUUACAUCUUGAUUUGUCCGUCCCUCACUUUCUCCCAACUUGCUUUUUGUCUCAGGAUGGUAAAUUAUGACCAAAUGUUACGAAAAACAAUGAGAACUUUACAAUGAGUCCAUUCAUCUUAGAGAUCACAAUCGUCAUCCUAAGUUCAUGUAUCUCAUGUUAGGUUUUGAAAUAUACUACUUUUUUUGUUGUUUUUUUUUGCCUAAAACAACAUGCACAAUUAUCUUUUAAGAUCAAUCCACAUCAUGAUCGUUUGGUAUCAAUUUUGGCUACUGAAGUUUUAAAAGCACCUCAAUCCGCUGAAGCUAAAUUAUAUCUACGUAUGAUUUUUCAAUUACGACCUUCUACUGAAAAUAUAAAAAUUCAUAAAGAAUUAUUAACUUUAAUUGAUUCAAUGUCAAAAUUUGCUGAUAGAUCUUUACAUCUUAUGCUUCAUCGUUUUCGUAAACAACUAGUUGAAAAAAUGGAACGUCUUGGUAUUGAUUCUACAAGAUUGAAUGAAUCCAUAUUAUCUGAAAAUGAAAAUGACAAGGUAAAUACUUCUCCACUUCAUGAUAAUGAUGAUGACUCUAAUCAUACAUUGAUGAAUAAUGAAGGUAUCCAACAAUCACAACCUACGUUACUUGGAUCUGCCCGAGUGAACUUUCACUUGGUUAAUUCAUCUGAACAUCAUAUCAUUGAAAGGAAUCAGGGAAAUGCUACAAUGAUAUUUAGUCAAUCAAAUAGAACUAUUUCUGCUGGUGGUAAUCCUUUAUUAGAUAAAUCAUCACAUCAAAACUUACUGGAUUUUUCCGACGAUGAUGAUGAUGAAGUUGAUUGCGAUCUAACUCCUACCUCAAAACCAACAGUAUCUAAUACUAAUCCUUCAAGUAAACAAAUCAAACCAAAAAAGAAUAUUGAAAUAGCAGAUAGUCAUCAAAAGAAUGUCAAUAAUAAUUUAGAAAAAAAACCAUUCAAUAAAACAAGUCGUGGAAAAGUUGUCCUACAAAGUUCAGACAAUGAAAAUACCAAUAGUAAUAAUAAUUCUGUAAAAAGUCAUUCAACAACAAAUUCACGUAGUCGUAAUCCUAAAAAAUUAAAACAUUCUCAUAAAAAAAUUGAAACAUCACCAUCAUCAUCAUCUCCAGCAUCAUCCUCAUCAUCUGUAGUAAAUAGUUCUAGAAGAUCAACUAGAUUGUCAAGUGAUCAAAAAUUGAAUCGAAGAAUUUAAAUAAACUAUAUUGUGUAUAUUUCGUUUUUUCUCUUCUUCUUCUUCAAUAACUGUUAUUAGUAUUAUUAUAAACUCUUUUAUUGUACAUGAUGAACUGUUCUUUGUUUAAUUGUAUAUGACCCGGAAACUAAUUAUUAUAUAAUCCAUUGUUUCUUCUCUCUC
Molecule: messenger RNA, 5828 nt
Organism: Schistosoma intercalatum
Lineage: Eukaryota; Metazoa; Platyhelminthes; Trematoda; Strigeidida; Schistosomatidae
Source: the annotation of a GenBank genome assembly